This is a messenger RNA of Pectinophora gossypiella (pink bollworm), 1412 nucleotides long. RefSeq names its product suppressor of cytokine signaling 2-like (gene SOCS6). NCBI's taxonomy places the organism in Eukaryota, Metazoa, Arthropoda, Insecta, Lepidoptera, Gelechiidae. The transcript is spliced from 3 exons. Gene Ontology annotation, molecular function: 1-phosphatidylinositol-3-kinase regulator activity. The record is from RefSeq and is a predicted model, not a curated record. Gene Ontology annotation, cellular component: phosphatidylinositol 3-kinase complex. Gene Ontology annotation, biological process: phosphatidylinositol phosphate biosynthetic process; intracellular signal transduction. The coding region runs from base 338 to 1267 and encodes 309 amino acids.
GGUCGAAGCUCGCUCGGGGAAGUCGGGGAUAUAAAAAAAAAGAGCAGAGGAGACAGAUUUAAAUUUCUAAUAAGGGCGUUUUCACACUACGGUUCUUAUCCGAUUCCGAUGGUAGACUUGGAAGUAGUAGUGCGAGUGCGACUGUCAUGGACAAAAUAACCAAAAAAAAAAGGAUGUAGUGCGAAUGCGGAGGAAAAAAAAACUUGUAAAUAAACGUCAAAGUGUUUGACUGCUGCAACCUAAAUUCUUGAAAUUAACGAAUAAAGUAAAGCAAUUUGUGUAAUUUCACGGGAAACUAGACUUUUAUAAAUAUUCAAGAGUUCAAUGUCAAUAAAAAAUGAACAAAAAUUACGAAAGAUGUACGCAUUGCAAUCGUCGCAAAUGGCUUACAACGGGUUGUCUCCGUAAAUGGCUCAAACCAAUGGAAUGUAAACAUUUACAGAGAACUAUCGAUAACAAAAGAGAUUUGAGCAAUGCAGAUAUUGUUAAUUGUGUGUUUUUACCGGAACGAAAGCCUUCUGUUAACACAAAUAUGUUUGUGAAAUUUUGGAAGAACAAACUCCUUAUCACAGGCAGUGUAAGGUCAUUACAAAGAUAUUUUGGUCAUAAAAAUGAAUACUGCAGCUUAACCAAGUCCAGUGAACCGUCUACGUCUACUGAAAAGAGGUUAGGAGCCGCUAUAGGCUAUGAAAGCAAGAAAGAGGCUGAAUCUAAUAAACAAACUCUCAAGUGCCAACACUCAGAUGGCCACUCUGUUCUUAGAGGACACCACCAACAUGCGUCAUUGGAGACUUGCGCUAUAUAUUGCCAGUUGUCCAAACAUGGUUGGUACUGGGGCGGCAUCACAUCAAGUGAAGCUGAAGAACUGCUUGCAGGACAGCAGGAUAAUGUAUUUCUUGUUCGAGACUCUUAUGACUCUCGUCACAUUUUAUGUGUCUCCUUCCGAUGUGUGGGCCGCACUCUACAUGCAAGACUCCGCCAUGCAAAUGGUCUGUUUUCUCUCAACAAUGAAACAUUUGUGCCAGCUAAUCGAAUAUCGGAACAUUGUGCUGCUGUGGAUGUUAAAUACAACUCCAAUAUAUUUGCUGAGAUGCCAGUCAAGUUGGCUAGGCCUCUGAACAGGUUUGCAAGACUGGACUCCCUCCAAAUGAUUUGCAGAUUUGUUAUAAGACAAACUGUUUCUGCGAAUGUGUGGGAUAAGUUACCAUUACCAACAAAUUUAAUAUCCUACAUAUCUAAAGGCAGUGAUUACAUAGUACCUGUAUAGGUAUAAUGUAAUCAACAGCGUGCCUUCAAUGUUCAAUGCAUAUAUUCUUUGUGUAUGAACUGUCACUGUAAUUUGUAACAAUGUAAAAAGUGUUCAUAAAAUUUUAUACAAAACAUAUUUUAAUAAACGUGAUUAUGUAAUCUUA